Molecule: messenger RNA, 321 nt
Organism: Cetraspora pellucida
Lineage: Eukaryota; Fungi; Glomeromycota; Glomeromycetes; Diversisporales; Gigasporaceae
Source: the annotation of a GenBank genome assembly
AUGAAAAAUAAUGAGAGUUUUUCAGAGCGUGUAUGCCAGCUUAAAGAUGAGACAAGAGAAUUUAAAAAUAAGAUUAAUCAAAAAGAGAUUUCUCUUGCAAGUGUUAAGAGUGAGAUUGUUACAAAAUUGGAAAAGAUACAAGCUCUCCAAUCGGAAGUAAAAGAGUUGGAAAGAAAAUAUUUUUUAGCCCAGAAAGACUUAUUAGAAAUGGAUUUCUUUAGACAAGAGUUGGCGCAGUUAAAACAAAACAUUGAGCUAAAGAAUAUUGACUUAGAUCUGAAGAAAGAUGAAUUAAGUAAAAAAAAAGGUGAAUUAAUGUGA